This is a messenger RNA of Torulaspora globosa, 453 nucleotides long. RefSeq names its product Om14p (gene OM14). NCBI's taxonomy places the organism in Eukaryota, Fungi, Ascomycota, Saccharomycetes, Saccharomycetales, Saccharomycetaceae. The coding region runs from base 1 to 453 and encodes 150 amino acids. The record is from RefSeq and is a predicted model, not a curated record. Gene Ontology annotation, cellular component: mitochondrial outer membrane. The transcript is spliced from 2 exons. Gene Ontology annotation, molecular function: nascent polypeptide-associated complex binding.
AUGUCUGAACAUCAUGCAGAACACAGUAAGAGAGCUGAAAAACACGCCGAAAGAGCAGGCGAGGAGCUAAAGAAGGCCGCCGAAGAGGUAAAGAAGGAUGAGCCUUACUACCGGGAGAAGGCACAUCAGUGCUCGAGUUACAUUUGGACCAAGUUUUACGAGGCUGCCAACUACGUUUAUGGAACAGGGCAGUCGUCGAUGCAGUACGCGCGUAGCGCUGCCUGCAGGGCUAUGACUGAGUUGAAGAAUCCUGUGAUUCUGCUAAAUGUGUUGGCGGGCUCAGGUGUGAUUGGCGCAUUGCUGACCGGUUAUGCCAAGUAUGACGCAAGGUAUUUGAAGAACAAAUCCGAUGGAGACAUUCUUUGCCUGGUCGGUAGUGCCACCGCUCUGCUGGCCAUCGAUACGGUGCUGUCCGUCAAAUACUACUCGAAGUACGACAAGAAGAAGCCUUAG